Theileria equi strain WA is the source of this 1899-nucleotide messenger RNA. RefSeq lists its product as hypothetical. The record is from RefSeq and is a predicted model, not a curated record. The coding region runs from base 1 to 1899 and encodes 632 amino acids. The transcript has a single exon. NCBI's taxonomy places the organism in Eukaryota, Apicomplexa, Aconoidasida, Piroplasmida, Theileriidae.
AUGAUAACCCGCGAAGAUAUAUCGGACGAUUUAAGUAAUGUAGUGAUUUAUGUAGAUCCCCGGCAAUAUGAUAGGAUUUGCCGUAGGAGGAUCGAGAGGGAUCGUUUCUUUCACCGUAGGGGACGCCAAAAACCUACCUAUAUUCCAAUUGCAGUUCGUCCAACACAUUCUAAUUUGAACUAUAGAACGAGCAAUGUAGAUCAGUUUCGAGGAUUUCAAAAUGUUGAAAACUCCGUUUCAUUCACUCAAGUGCCUCAAGAUAUAAGUGCUGGCAACAUUCAGGAUGCUAAUAAGCUUUCUGCUAACAAUUCCACUGGAGUACAACAUCUACACCAUACUAUAUAUGGAGUUAAUUCAAGCAACCCGCUGCCAACAAAUACAACCCCCCCAAGAGGUGUUGAGUCCCAGUGGGCAUUUCAUUCGCAAGCCGAAAAUACCCAGUUUUCACAACCCACGAAUAAUGUAACUCACAAUUCUGUUGGUUUGGAUGGCACAGCUUAUUUGCAAAAUUUUGAUAAACCAACGGGAUUGAAUGCUUUUGAAAAUAGCUACGUGAAUAUUAGUCAUGCUGAGCAUUCACAAUCUUUAGAAAAUGUAGAUUCUUCAUCUCAAUAUGCCAACAUUGAGAGCUGCUCACAAAAUUCUUAUGUUGAUAAUCAAUACUUUCAACAAGCCCAGAACACAUUUAUUCCAAAGGGGAUAGAGGGUCGAUAUUCACAAGGUGUGGAUACUUACCCACAAUUUAAUGCUUCUGAUCAGUUAGUAGCUAACAACAAUACGAAUAAACUUCCUUUAAUUUCGCAUACGGACUCUAUUGGACAACUGCAUGUGGAGUUAAGCCAAGUUAAUGGAGGGAUAAAAUCAGACGUGUCUAAGAAUACAAUUACUACCGGGUACAAUGACUUAUAUUUACCUCUGGGGAAUCAGCGACCACGCACCCAGCACAGUAGUCCUACAUAUUCUUAUACAUCCGAUCAUUCUUCUAGUACAUAUGACACGCAUACUGACACUCAGAGACUGCAAAAUGCUGUAAAAUAUGGAGCGGUAUCAAAUUCUGGCCCAUAUUAUGGUUCUAGGGAACAGUUUUCGGAGGGCUCUCAUUAUUAUGAUGGUACAAUGAACAUAGACAAAAUGUAUGCCUGCAACUCACAGAAUAUAGAAACUGCCCAGUGCUCACAAAAUGGCGAUGUUGAACACUACUCACAAACUACGGAUCACAAUUAUACUAAUGGACGUAUAGAUCGGCCUCAAGGAAAUGUUUCAUAUUUUGGUCAGCAUUCCAGUGAUGUGAUGCUGAGAGAGGGAGAAAAGAGAAGGUACAAUGAUUCUGGGUUGUUGGCUAACGUAGAUGUUCCUAUAAAUCCCGGACUUAUGGUGAUGGAAAAUAAUUCAGGAUGCACACCCUAUUUUCCAACAUCAAACGUGCACCACGUUAACAAUUUUAUAAAUAACAUGGGUAUAUCUAAUAAUGUCCCUAAUCCAAAUUUAGAAAAGUUUCCUAUUGGAAGGUUUGUUGGUGUUAAGCCCAUAUCACCUAAUGAUAUUUCUAUACACAUGAACACAUCUGCGGUUCAAAAUAUGCCUGCAACAUCGGGUUCUUCUGUUAGUGGCAUGUCUUCUCGUACAUCAGUUGAUAAAGAUUUGGCAAAUUUUGCGGACGUGGCUACGUUGAUAUCGGGAGAAAAGGAUGCAUAUCAAUCCAACAGUGUGGCUUCGGGAUCAACCACUCAUUCACGACGCAGCGAGUUUAGCCCGGAAAGUCAUGCUUCUGCUGGUUUUGAUAACUUAAGUUCUAACUCUCCUAAUAUGCUUCCCGCUUGUCCUAGCCAAAAUGGGUUUUACAAUGACGUGUACUACAGUUACUUCCCGGGCACUGCUAAUCAUAAUGUUAAUUUUUGA